Cladophialophora bantiana CBS 173.52 is the source of this 2199-nucleotide messenger RNA. RefSeq lists its product as uncharacterized. NCBI's taxonomy places the organism in Eukaryota, Fungi, Ascomycota, Eurotiomycetes, Chaetothyriales, Herpotrichiellaceae. The record is from RefSeq and is a predicted model, not a curated record. The transcript has 3 exons. Bases 1 to 2199 code for a protein of 732 amino acids.
AUGUCGACACCUGAGCCCGCCGAGGGUUCUCAUCCUUCCUCGAUCCUGAACUUGACCAAAAAGUUCAGACAUCUAGGACGUCUUCCCUCGAGCUGGAUCAAAGCAGGCGACGACCGUACUCCUCCCGAAGAAUCCUACCUCUGCGACACUUGCCUCCGUCUGGACCUGAACCUCGAGUCAUUCUACAUCCAGGAAGAUGACCGUGAGUUUGAGAGGACGCAUAAGCCUCGAUAUUUGGGCAGAUUAUCCCAAAUCCGCCAUAAAACCCACUGCCCUCACUGCCGACUGGUGCUCGAAAUAGCCGAUCGUCCUUCCGACCAACGAAACCCCAGUCUUCACGCUGAUGAUGAUCCCUUGUGUUACGCGCGUUGGGUUAUAGACGGGCAGGAAGACCUGGGACCCGACCCCAAUCGCCCGGGAGAACAUAUAUUCAAACCUAAGACACGACGGUUGCUAAUAUAUAGUGACCCUCAAGCAUUCAAAGAUGGAUACAUCGUCCUUCUUGCGGACGACGCCCCGAGUCGAGAAUUCUUUGGGCGCAGAAUCGCCUCUUCUGACCUGCUCGAUCCCCAGCAACUUCGUCAGUGGCUGCACGACUGCGAAACCUACCAUGGCAUGGAAUGCGAAGAGUCGCUGGUACAUCCUGAUCUGCUGGGACAACCCAAAGACGUCUUUCGCGCGAUCGAUGUGGACAGGAUGUGCAUUGUCGAAACUCCCCAGUCUUCCCGCUAUGUCGCCUUGAGCUACCUUUGGGGCAAGAACUUCGCCCAGCUGUUUACAACCUCCAAAAACCUGCCGAAACUGUCGCAACCUGGUGCGCUCGAGAAGGAAAAGCUUCCUCGGACGAUUAAAGACGCCAUCAAGCUCACAAAGAUGCUGCAAGAGAAAUAUCUGUGGACGGAUAGCUUGGCGCUGUUGCACGACGACGGAUUUCAGUAUCAUGACGACUGGGUCUACGCCAGAGCUGCUCUGACCGUGGUUGCCGGUUCGGGCAAGGACGCCAAUGCCGGUCUACCGGGAGUAAGAAAAGAGUCCCGAACAUUCCACCAAGAGAUCGAAGAGGUGAAGCCCGGCCUGCGGCUGAUGGUGUCCCAUCUUGCUGAAGAUUACAUUUCAACGUCACAAUGGGAUUCUCGUGCCUGGACUUUCCAGGAGAGAAUGCUUUCAAGGCGGUGUCUGCUGUUUGUCAACGGGCGGAUAUAUUAUCAGUGUCGGCGGACCACAUUCUGCGAAGAUAUGGAAAUGCCUCGAUCCAAUGGCUGGUCAUUGGACUCGAUCGAUAUGCCAACCAGAAUCUUCCGGGAGAAACCGUUUGUUCAGUUCACCUCAGCGGUGGAACUAUACACCCGACGAGAAUUGACGAAUCCAAAUGAUAUCCUGAACGCUUUUGAAGGAGUGCAGCUGGUAUUAGAGAAACGGAUCGGAGAUAAAAUAUACUAUGGCGCCCUCGAGACAAUGAUGGACCCAUCUUUGCUGUGGGAGUCGACGAAAAGGCUGUCUCGACGAGCCGGGUUUCCGAGUUGGUCGUGGUCCGGUUGGAUAGGGGAGAUACAGUGGAAGUUCACCGAGGUGGCUCGAUCUUGGAUUGAGUGGCAUGCUGAUCAGGUCAUUGGCAUCCAUUCGUUCCCCAAACAAGCCUAUGAACGGAUACCGCCACCUAUACCCCAGCCAGCGUACCUUGGACCGAUGUCGAACCACAAUCUAAGCACCCUGCUUCCUUUAUUACACUUUAGAACGGUCACGGCGCAGUUCAAGCUCACCUCGCCGGCACUUAUUCACAAAUCAGUAAUAUCUCCCUUGAGGAAGAGGCUUACUGGGCCUAGCGCUUUGUCAACAGUACGACCAGCUCCCGCAGAUCCUGGAUUGAUUAGAGCAGGCAUUGCGGAUCGGAAUGGAUUGUGGUGUGGCACUAUUGACCUUGAUGCGGCCUGGAUGCCACGUGUUGGGACGCCGCUGGAUUUCUUGGUCAUGUCAAGGGUAAGUUCAUUUACCGAUGAUGAAUUGGCGAUAUGGGAGGGCACAUUACCAGAUGACGUGGAGGACGUGUUAAACCAGCGGAGCUACGGCGUUUAUAUUCUCAUGUUGGUUUCCAAGAGGGGCGGAAUAUACUACCGUGAAGGGUUGGGACGGAUAUUAACAGAGGCGUUGGACAGAGCCCUCGAGCCUGGGCCGAAAUGGGAGGACAUAGUGCUUGGGUGA